Molecule: messenger RNA, 474 nt
Organism: Microstroma glucosiphilum
Lineage: Eukaryota; Fungi; Basidiomycota; Exobasidiomycetes; Microstromatales; Microstromataceae
Product: Rhodanese-like protein
Exons: 2
Cellular component (GO): mitochondrion
Molecular function (GO): thiosulfate-cyanide sulfurtransferase activity
Source: RefSeq, a predicted model, not a curated record
CUGGCUCCCUCUGCUGCUCUCCCCGCCUUCACCACACCCUCCGCAACUCUCUCCUCCACCCGCCUCUUUAGUAGCACCCCCGCCACUUUUCGCGAAAAGAAGGAUAAGUCCUGGGUGCAGCAAGGCGAGGUCCCUUACCCCGAGCUCAAGUCCCACACCGAAACACCGGACGAGUCCCUCCUACUCCUCGACGUGCGCGAGCCAAGUGAGACCGCCCAGGGCAUGAUUCCAUCUGCUGUCAACGUGCCACUGAGCGAAUUUGGACCUGCUUUCCUCAACAAGGAAGGGGGAGGUGACUUUGAGAAGAAGUACGCCUUUGCUAGGCCGGAAUUUGACAAGAAGAUUGUGGUGUACUGUAGGAGUGGAAAGAGGAGUGAGCAGGCUAGGACCGAACUGGAGAAGGCUGGUUGGUGGAACGUACGAAACUACACGGGCUCCUGGCUGGACUGGACAGCUCAAGAGAAGCAGAGGGGC